Messenger RNA from Tricharina praecox, 710 nucleotides. RefSeq names its product signal recognition particle, SRP9/SRP14 subunit. The transcript is spliced from 2 exons. Bases 190 to 522 code for a protein of 110 amino acids. NCBI's taxonomy places the organism in Eukaryota, Fungi, Ascomycota, Pezizomycetes, Pezizales, Pyronemataceae. Gene Ontology annotation, biological process: SRP-dependent cotranslational protein targeting to membrane. The record is from RefSeq and is a predicted model, not a curated record. Gene Ontology annotation, molecular function: endoplasmic reticulum signal sequence receptor activity; 7S RNA binding. Gene Ontology annotation, cellular component: signal recognition particle, endoplasmic reticulum targeting.
CAGACCGCCUCAGCAACGACGCCGUACUAUUCCCUUUCCUCCCUCCCCUCCUGCCGACGGUUCCGUGAGCACGAGGGUCCAGCUCGCCGUCCAUCCCAGCCAGUCUGGGAACAUCUGGCGGCAGCUGAACCCUCGCGCGCACCGAGCCAUCGUCCCAGCGCAACAUCACAAGCUUCACUUAACUGACGUAUGCACAACCAGUUCUUCACGGCGCUCACCACUCUCCUAACGACCGCCACAACCGCGCAGAAGUCGAGUAUAUUCCUGACGCAGAAAUCCCUAACCCUCCCCACCGCCGAUGGAGCACCGGGCACACUCUUGAUCCGCGCCUCAGACGGCGCGGGGAAGGGGCAGAAGGGGGUGAAGAUCUCGACGGAGGUGGGGGCAGAGGAGCUGGACGCGUUCUUUGUGCGGUACGCGGACGUGUGCAAGGCUGGCAUGGGCGCGCUGAAGAAGCGGGACAGGAAGAAGAGGAGGAAGGUUAAGAAGGGGGAUAAGGUCGAGAAGGUCGUUGCCGCGUGAGAUGGAGUAGGAGGAGGAGGGAGGGCAGUGGCAAUGACAAUGGCUAUGGGUGCAGAAUAAGGUGCAGAAUACUCAUGGCCCAUGGACUAUGAAGGAUUACUGUCGUCGCUACGAUAGAGGAUGGAGGAAUAACACGGGCUUAUGAGCUACGCAGCUGACAGUAUCACGCCGUCCCCCGCCCCUCGCCU